AUGGAGGUCUCUUCCGCUCUGGGGGCGGCGCACCCUGCGUUCUUCGCGCGGGUCGGUGCGACGCUCUCGGCGGCCGCGGCAGGCGAGUCGGAGCCUGCGCUGGUGCGCGCCCUGGAGGUGAUUGACGAGGUCGGCGUGAGCCACGAGAAGGCGCGGCUACUGGCUGCGAUCGUUGAAGAGAAGCUGAGACUCUCUAGCGACGGCCCGCUGCUUCUGGCCGCCAUCGAGCUCGUCGCCAUGGCUGUCAGCAACCUCGGUGUCGACUUCGCCCGCGCCCUCGACGAACGAUUCAUGAGAACCAUGUGCAAAAUCCUCAGAAUGACGACCCUGAAGAAGUCUCUCUCGCGUGACGUCAAGAGGAAAAUCAACAAGCUGCUCAUCGGGUCUCAGAGCACAAAUCCAGGUGUCGCGACAGAUCCGCAGUUGCACCGCCUCAAGCGGAAAGUCCUCUAUCUUCUGCAGCUGUGGCAUGACUCGUUCGUCAUGCAGCAGGAACGCCUGCCUGCAAUCUUUGAGGCGUAUCGCAAGCUCCGUGCGAAAGGUGUCGAGUUUCCAAAGGUUGAUCCGAGCAUGAAGUUCAUGGUGAAAAACGCCGAGGAGUCUCCGGCCUUCGAUCCCUCUCUUCGAACGCGCCGAUCUGCUCCUUCCGCGCCCUCUGCACGGCGACCGUCUUCUUUUUCGUCUUCAGUUUCGUCCGCGCGACCGAUUCCUCCCCUGACUGCAGACGAAGAGCGCUCAGUCCGCGCGGCGCUGGCCUUCAUGCAGUCGGCGCGGGCGAGCACGUCGCCGUCGACGCGCAGGCGAGCGGAGGCGUGUCUGGAGGCCGGGCGCCCGCGGCUGCAGCGACUCGUUGAGACGCUCUCUGCCGAGGACGCGUCGCUUUCCGCGAACUUCUCGCGGCUAUGCGAGCUGCUGGAUCUCGUGGAUCGCAUCGAUGCGUGCCUCGGCGGCGUGCAGAGCCGCGCGCAGCCCGCCGGCAAAGAAGGCGACGCGACUGCGCGGGACGCGACGCGCCUCAGAGGAGAAGAAGGCCUUCAGCCGGAAGCGAGGCUGCCGAGCGAGGCUGCAGGCCGCCCCGCCUCCGCCAGAGCCAGCCAAGCCUUCACCACGAACGACAGCGGCAGCCAGAGACAGCUCCAUCUGAAACCGCCGCCGCCCCCCUCCUCAUCCUCUUCUUCGUCCUCGUCUUCGGUCUCUUCUUCUUCCUCUUCUUCAUCGUUGUCGGCUUCUUCCUUCCCUCUGCGGCCGCCUCCGUGCUCGGGGAGCGCCGCUGCGGCGUGUGCGGCGCCCCGUCCGCCCGCUGCCUCUCCGCCACAGACGCAGACGCGCGGCGUGGACUUGCUCGAGCUCGACGACGCCUUCUCCUUCGCCUCGUCCCCAGCGACCGCGAGCGCCUCCUCUCCCCAGCCUGCGGCGUCUCCCCAGCCUUGCGUACCUGCCUGCGCCUCGGCUGCCUGCGCCGCCCCGCCCGGCGCAUCUCUCGACUCGCUUGACACGAUUUUUAGGGUUUCGUCUCCUCCAGAGGCGGCAUCGAGCAACCUGUCUUUCUCUGCGUUUCCUGCGCCGGCGGCCGCCCCGCCGAAUGCCACGUUGGAGUCCCUCUUGGCACUGAACGCCCCAGCGCCUCCCAACCCGCCGCGAGCCUCCUGCACGCCUUCGUUUCCAGCCCACGCUUCUUCUUCAUCUUCGUCUUCACCUUCUUCUUUUUCAGGGGCGGGGGAGAGCAGCGAGCCGCAGCGCGGCAUGAGUCGCUUCGAUGCCUUCAACGAUCUCGUUGGAGACCUUCCGCCUCCGCCGUCGCUCUCGCUCUUUUCUCUGCCUGCCUUGCCUGCGAGCGACGCAGCUCAGGCACCCUGGGCUCCGUUCCCUUCUUCCGACCCCGCCUCCCCCGCUGUCGCAGUGCCUUCUGCAUCCUCGUCGCUCGCGUCUCCAUCGUUGUUUCCUCCUCCGCCUUCGUUAUCUUCCUCUUCUUCUGAAAUCGCUUCCUCUCUGUUUCCUUCUUCUUCUUCCUCUUCAUCUGCUCUUGCUGCAUCGUCCAUUCCUUCUUUCUCCCCCUCUUCUUCUGAGAUCGCUUCCUCGCCCUUUCCUUCCUCUUCCUCGUCCUCUGCACUCGAGUCAUCCUUCUUUUCGUCUCGUUCAUCUUCUUCCUCGUCAUCUGCUCUCGCUGCAUCCUCCUUUCCCUCUUCUUCGUCUUCCUCUUCACCUGAAACUGCUGCAUCCUUCUUUUCCUCUUCUUCCCUUUCUUCUGCACUCGGCGCGUCCUUCUUUCCCUCCUGUUCUUCCUCCUCUUCAUCUGCAGUCGAGUCAUCCUUCUUUUGGUCGUCUUCGUCCUCUCCCCCAGAAAUUGCUCCAUCCCUCUUUUCCUGUUCCUCUGCUUCUUCGCCUCCUUCAUCUUCUUCCUUUCCGCCACGGUCGGCCUCUGCGUGGCUGUUUCUUCCGGCGACUUCUGCGCCCUCUGCGACUGACGAAUGGAGAGCGAGUCAGGGCGAGCCCGCGCAGGAGGCCGCGUGCGGUGCUGCGCAGGGAGAAGAGGGAAGAGAGGGAGACGAGAAAGCCGAAACCCCGCCGCGCGCUGCGGGCGGACAAAACGCGAGUUUUCCGGCCGAAACUGUGACAAGCCGCGCCCUCUGCGACCCUUGGGCCCCGGGGAAGGCCUGCAAAGAACCAAGCGCCCCCCCCGAGCAGCAAGCGCCUGCGUCACUCGGUUCGCCUCCCUCCGCAGACGCGUCGAGCUUCCCAGCCUUCGCUGCCGACGCCUCUGCUCUCUCGGAUCCAUUCGCGGAGUGCUUCGCCACCUCAGGUGCUCCCUUCUCCUUCCCUGCGCUCUCCUCUGCUUCCUCUUCUUCCUCCUCUUCCUCUACUUCUCCUUCCUGUGCCUCUUCUUCCUCCUCUUCCUUCUCAUCCUCUUGUUCGCCUUUCGUCUCUGCGUCUCUUGAUCCCUUCGCGGAGGCGAGCGCGAGCGGCUCUUCUGUGCCUCUGCCGGAUGAAGCGCCCGCCACGUUUUUUUCUGCAGAUUUUUCUCCUCCGUGCUGGGUGAGCGCCGCUCCGGCGCCUGCAGCAGCGUCCGCUACUCCCCGCACGUUCGACUUCCCUGAAGACGCGCGGGGCGAUGACGCGGAGGGAGGCGACGACGGCAGAGUCGCGCGCCUGUCCGGAAAGGGCGGCGCCAGCGCCGCCGCUCAGACAGAAGAAAGGGAGACCCUCACGGAAGCUGCGCCAGAGACGCGCGAGGCCGCGCCGCCGUCCGAAGCGCGGCUGCGGUUCCCGGGGGAGGAAAACCAGCAGGAGUGGCGAGAGGAAAAACGCGCCAACCUCGAGCAGAGACAGGCGGAGGAAGCUGCGCCGACGAUGGAGGCGUCUGUGCUCAUAGAGGCGUCUGCGGUGGCGGCGCAGAGGGGACUAGAGUCUUCUGCGUCAGCGGCAGAGGCGGGAGGCGCGGCGCUGAAGGGUGAUUCGGAGGAUGGGCGCGCAGGCGCGGCAGGAGGGGAGAAGGAAGAAGAGUCAGACGACGCCGUGGAGAGGGGCGACGACGGCGUGCUCCUAGAGGAGCUGCAGCAGCAGCUCGAGGAGAUGACGCAGAACUUUGGAGUUUUUGACUUCUGA
Molecule: messenger RNA, 3603 nt
Organism: Besnoitia besnoiti
Lineage: Eukaryota; Apicomplexa; Conoidasida; Eucoccidiorida; Sarcocystidae
Exons: 8
Coding region: 1-3603 (1200 amino acids)
Molecular function (GO): ubiquitin binding; phosphatidylinositol binding
Source: RefSeq, a predicted model, not a curated record